UUUAUUACUUACACGUGUGAAUCACUGCGCACAAUUUUUCUAUGGCACUGUGAUCAAAGACAAUUGGGCUUUUAGUUAUUAAUUGUGUCGACGAUUAUUUUAGUUACUAUAGUUGACUGACUUCACGCCGUUAUUACCUUUAGUCUGAGGUAGAUAUCGAAAUAUUAAUACUGUUUAACCAAUGCCACAGUAUUGGGAUACUUAAUGGCACGGAGAUAGACAGGCCUGAAGUUACACGCAACGCAACCUAUAAGCAACAAUCGGGCGUACGUUUUAAAGUAACUCUUCCAACCCCCACCGCAGUUACCGUUUUUCCAAGGCUACAUUACAUUGUCUAAGAAGUGAAAAUUGUUCACUAUUCUCAUUCGGAAAGAUGUUCGGAAGCCUGUUGUUUGUCCUUUUGUGGGGAUCAGGGGUCGCCUACACCGAAUACACUUUGGAUGAUCAAUGGAACCUUUGGAUGAAGAUGCAUGGUAAACUGUACCUGCAUAAGAUUGAAGAGUUCGGGCGCAGGCGGAUAUGGGAAGAGAACCUCAAGAUGAUUAAUCUGCAUAACCUGGAGGCCUCAAUGGGCAUGCACACCUACGACCUGGCUAUGAACCACAUGGGGGACCUGACUCUUGAGGAGAUCUCCAGCACACUUUCUAACAUCCGUGUACCCACUGACCUGGAGAGGGGGCCCUCAACCUUCACCAGGAUGCCAGUGAUAUCUGUGCCACUAUCUCUGGACUGGAGAGAGAAGGGUCUGGUCUCUGAGGUGAAAUUGCAGGGUUCCUGUGGGUCUUGUUGGGCCUUCAGUGCUGUAGGGGCCUUGGAAGGUCAACUGAAGAAGACCACUGGAACCCUUGUGAACCUCAGCCCUCAGAACCUGGUGGACUGUUCUGGCAAGUAUGGCAACUAUGGCUGCAAUGGAGGCUUCAUGACCAAUGCCUUUAAAUACGUCGUCAAAAAUCAAGGGAUUGCUUCAGAGGCAGCCUAUCCCUACGUUGGUAAGGAAGGAGGGUGCAAGUAUGAGACAGAACAUCGAGCCGCUAACUGCACUGGUUAUGAGUUCUUACCCACGGGGGAUGAGGAGGCGUUGAAGGAGGGUCUGGCCGUUAUCGGUCCCAUCUCUGCCGCCAUCGACGGCUCCAGGCCAAAGUUUGUCUUCUAUCACCAGGGAAUUUACAAUGACCGUACAUGUAAAAGAAAAGUAAAUCACGCUGUCUUGGUUGUGGGUUAUGGCUCUGUAGAUGGACAGGAUUACUGGCUCGUCAAGAACAGUUGGGGUGUAUACUUCGGGGACAGAGGCUAUGUCAAAAUGGCGAGGAAUGAAGACAACCAGUGUGGUAUAGCUCUAUAUCCAUGCUACCCUAUUAUGUGAAAAUCAUACACCAAGGAUGGAUAUUUACCAGCUCGUUUUGGACUUCAAACAAAGCAAAUGGUGUGGGUGUGUGUGCAUAUUUGCCAAUGAAAAAUAUUAUAAUAAAGAAUAACAAUUGUAAA
Osmerus eperlanus (European smelt) is the source of this 1485-nucleotide messenger RNA. RefSeq names its product cathepsin S-like. Gene Ontology annotation, cellular component: lysosome. Lineage: Eukaryota; Metazoa; Chordata; Actinopteri; Osmeriformes; Osmeridae. Gene Ontology annotation, molecular function: cysteine-type endopeptidase activity; cysteine-type endopeptidase activator activity involved in apoptotic process. The coding region runs from base 374 to 1363 and encodes 329 amino acids. Gene Ontology annotation, biological process: positive regulation of peptidase activity; positive regulation of apoptotic signaling pathway; immune response. The transcript has 7 exons. The record is from RefSeq and is a predicted model, not a curated record.